Molecule: messenger RNA, 1149 nt
Organism: Phoenix dactylifera (date palm)
Lineage: Eukaryota; Viridiplantae; Streptophyta; Magnoliopsida; Arecales; Arecaceae
Source: RefSeq, a predicted model, not a curated record
AUGGGGCUGUCGGAGAUGGUGUACACGAUGAUACCCAGACUAGUGGGUGACUACGCUGCUAUGAUGGUUGUGUUCUCGAGCACAUGCAAGCAGGCGUUCAUGAAGGCUUGGACGACUGCCUGCAUAUUUAGCACUGGGUGGCCAACAAUUCUCAUCCCUUCCGGAAAGACGUUCCAGUUGAGCCCAUUGACAUUCGAAGGCCCCUGUCUUUACGCCAGCGUCCAUGUUCGGGUCGAAGGAAAUAUUGUGGCACCUGACAAACUGUGGACCUCCCAAAAUACCACCAGUUGGAUCACAUUCAGAGACGUCACUGCUUUCACUGUCGAUGGUAAUGGCGAGAUCGACGGCCGAGGUUCCGUCUGGUGGGACUGCAAGACGAAAAAUAAAUGUGACAGCGUGCCUUCCGCAUUUGGCAUCUUACGCUGUGUGGAUUUGACCAUCGCGGGCAUAAAACUUCUCAACAGUCCAGGGAAGCACCUCACCGUGGACAGCAGCAAGUGGGUUCACUUGAAGGGGCUUAGCUUCGCAUCUCCGGCAGACAGCCCCGACACUGAUGGCAUAUACAUUGUAGAGUCUCAUUAUGUCGAAGUAAAGGAUGCCGCCAUUGGAGCAGGAGGUGAUUGCAUUGCGAUCGGAACAGGAUCUUCGGGCGUGAACAUAACCGGGAUCGCGUGCGGCCUUGGGCGUGGCAUAAGCAUUGGAAGCUCGGCAGGGAACGGCUCAAGUGUGAUAGUUGAGGAUGUGCAUGUCUCAAACGGCAGUUUCUAUCAAUCGGAUGGUGGUCUGAGGGUUCAGACAUUGCAGGGAGGGUCCGGUCAUGCUAAAGGGAUCUUAUUCGAGCACAUCAAUUUUACUUCAGUCGGGAGCCCCAUAGUUAUAGACCAGUUUUAUUGUCCCGGCGCGCACUGCAAAAAUUCGACAUCGACUGUGGAAGUGAGCGAUGUUCGAUUUGUUGAUGUACAUGGGACUUCAACAACAGAUAUGGCCAUCAAGUUUGCAUGCAAUGAGAAAGUACCUUGCACUGGCAUUAUUUUGGAUAAUGUUGGCAUCACAUCAGUGGCCAGGCAAAAUCAAGCUACUUCCUACUGCCUCAAUGCCAAAGGGAAAAAGCUUCAUGAAGUCAUUCCAGAUAUUGCUUGCCUAGCGUAG